Messenger RNA from Linum tenue, 963 nucleotides. The record is from the annotation of a GenBank genome assembly. NCBI's taxonomy places the organism in Eukaryota, Viridiplantae, Streptophyta, Magnoliopsida, Malpighiales, Linaceae.
AUGGGAGUGACGCAAGAGGAAUUCACCACCUUCCAUUCCAUCGACCGCGACCUCUACGUCGUCUUGAGCAUCGCAUUGUGCCGCGACCCAAUGGAAUGCAUGCAAAUCAUGGCAUUUUGGUUGUGGCUGGAGCGAAUCUGCCCAUGCGACGUCGUUUACAAUAUCUUGUCUCUGCCGUGGGCCCUCAUCAACGAUCUCGCCGAGGAAGCCAGCCUGUGCCUUAGCUGCAUCAACUCUGACGUCUUCAUCCCGCCGCCGGACAACCUUGACGUCAUCCCACUGACCGUCGCAGUCCUAGACAAGGACUACAUAUCCCUCCCUUACUUUUUCCAGAACCGCUUCGAAGCGAGGAAGAAGAUAGCUCAGGAAUACAGCACCGUCUGUGUGCGUGCCCUAAGCGAUAUCAUGCAAAAGGUUAUCGAGCAGAAUGCCUGGCAGGCCACAAAGGCCGCUGCUGCAGCCGCCACAGCCGCCGCCACAACUGCUUUCGCCGCCAUGCAGAUGCCUUCUGCGUCGUUUGCUACCAAUUCACCUAAGGAUGUGCCGAUCCAGCCUGUACAACAACGGGAGCAACAACAACAACAGGGAAGUGAUGGGGUCGAGACGGCGGAUGGGGAUGAUAGGACCAUGUUCGCGACGUUCUCGAAAGGGUACCCGAUUAUGGAAAGGGAGCUGAGGGAAUUUCUCGUCAAGAACUUCGGCAGCAGCUGCAUCGAGUCGCUCCACAUGCACGAGGCGCCGCCGCCAAAGCAGUCGUUGUACGCUAAAAUCAUCUUUCGGUCGGCGACCACCGUAGAGAUGGUGCUCAAGGGGAUGCACAAGGCUAAGUUCAGCAUCAACGGCAAGCAUGUUUGGGUCAGGAAGUUUAUCCCCUACAAGAACAACUCCAAGCCCUCUGUAGGUGGAUCGGCGGGCGCUAGUAGUAGUGGCACUGCUGUUGGUGCCCCUCCACCGCCCAAAUGA